Messenger RNA from Abrus precatorius (Indian licorice), 1572 nucleotides. Its product is annotated as sodium transporter HKT1-like. The record is from RefSeq and is a predicted model, not a curated record. Lineage: Eukaryota; Viridiplantae; Streptophyta; Magnoliopsida; Fabales; Fabaceae. Bases 1 to 1572 code for a protein of 523 amino acids. Gene Ontology annotation, cellular component: plasma membrane. Gene Ontology annotation, biological process: transmembrane transport; monoatomic cation transport. The transcript has 3 exons. Gene Ontology annotation, molecular function: sodium ion transmembrane transporter activity.
AUGAAGAACUUUCCCUACUACACUAAAAACCAACCUCAACUUUGUAGUUUUUUACCACACAUCUUCAACUUCCUUGGACCCUUGACUCGUUUUGUAGCCUUCCAAUUCCACCCCUUCCUUAUUCAACUUUGUUAUUUUGUGAUUCUUUCCCUUUUUGGUUACCUGGGUCUUAAGCUCUCAAAGCCAAGAACCCCUGUUAGGCCCAAUGACUUCGACCUGUUUUACACCUCUGUUUCUGCUUCCACUGUUUCAAGCAUGGUAGCCGUAGAAAUGGAGGUUUUCUCCAACUCCCAACUGAUUCUCCUCACCAUUCUCAUGUUAGUUGGUGGGGAAGUCUUUACUUCCAUGCUAGGCCUUGUGUUAACUAGGUAUACAUUUACCCAAAAUAUUCAUCAUGACAAAAACGAAGUUUGCACUAGUACCUUUUCAUCGACAAAGGAGUCCACAAAUAAUGCCACCAAUCAAAUUGAGCUUGGUUUAGUUUCUAUUCCUCAGUUAGAAUCAGAAAACCACCUGCAUAGUGAUAUAGACAGGCUUAAGUAUAACUCUCUUAGGUAUCUAAUACAUGUAGUUUUAGGUUACCUGAUGGUGGUCCAAUUUGUUGGUACUAGUUUGGUCUCUUUGUACCUAAUUUUCAUAGCGAGUGCGAGAGAAGUGCUGAGAAGCAAAGGCAUUAAAAUACUAACAUUUAGUUUGUUUACCGUAGUGUCUACUUUUGCUAGUUGUGGCUUUGUGCCCACCAAUGAGAACAUGAUAGUUUUCAAGAAGAAUUCGGGGAUUCUACUCCUUAUUCUGCCACACAUAUUUCUUGGUAACACCCUUUAUGCACCGUGUUUGAGGCUUGUGAUAAUGGUUCUGAAAAAGGUUACCAAAAGAGAGGAAUUCUCGUACUUGUUGGACAAUUUUAAGGACAUGGGCUAUGAUCACUUGUUGUCUGGUCUUCAUUGUUGCCUCCUAGUUGCUACUGUGUUGGGUUUUAAUCUGAUACAAUUAGUGAUGUUGUGCUGCAUGGAGUGGAACACCAAGAAUAUGGAGGGUCUAAGUCUCUAUGAGAAACUGGUUGCGUCUUUGUUUCAAGUAUCAAAUGCAAGACAUGCUGGUGAAUCGGUUUUUGAUCUCUCCGCCAUCUCUUCAGCCAUAUUGGUGCUCUUCGUUGUCAUGAUGUACCUCCCACCAUACACUACAUUUUUACCUGUAAGGGACCACAAAAAUGAUGUCAAGAGAGACCAAAAAAGUCUAGUGGAGUGUCUUGUAUUCUCUCAACUCUCUUACUUGGUUAUUUUCAUUAUUCUGAUUUGCAUCACUGAGAGCAAAAGCUUAAAAGAGGAUCCCCUCAACUUUAAUGUGUUGAACAUCACCCUAGAAGUUAUCAGUGCGUAUGGGAACGUAGGGUUCUCAACGGGAUACAGCUGCGCAAGGCAAUUGAAACCCGAAGCUAUGUGCAAGGAUUCAUGGGUUGGAUUUUCCGGUAGGUGGAGUUCUGAAGGCAAGUUCAUCCUUAUCUUGGUCAUGUUCUUUGGGAGGCUCAAGAACUUCAACAUGAAAGGUGGCAAAGCGUGGCACCUCUCCUAG